Messenger RNA from Porites evermanni, 746 nucleotides. The record is from the annotation of a GenBank genome assembly. NCBI's taxonomy places the organism in Eukaryota, Metazoa, Cnidaria, Anthozoa, Scleractinia, Poritidae.
AUGGCUUUCAUUACCAACAUUCGCGAAUUUCAAGCUCUCUUGGAUGGUUGUUCCUCGACCCACGAUUGGGAAUUAUUGCUGGAAUCUAUUUUGAUACGCGAUGAGUGGAUCCCAAUGGCGUAUGCUCGGCUGUCGGAACUCACAGCCCAAGAGAUACCGGUAAGUAUUCUAUUUCGUCUCUGAGUUCUUUCCUGAUGACGGUUUACGUUUAAUCUGUACGUUACCGAAGCGAGUUUAUAUUAAUCUUUACUUAACGUUCUACUCCACAGAUUGAAAUCAAUCAGGACACGGGUAGUGAUGAAGUCAGUAGUGAUGAAAUCGAGGAGAUGGAACGUAUGGCGCUAGAUAAGGUAACUCCAUUUCCUUUUUAAUACGCAACGUACAUGAAUUGUUUAGUGAUGAAACAACAUUACGAAUCUCCUUAUUCGUUCAAUGCCCACCUAUUUCUUUAAAAUGAGCCAGAUUUCAAAACCUAAAGUAAUCUGAUUUCUUCUCUUCUUAUCUAGAAUAACAACGAGUCGGCACCGUUAUCAGCGCAAGAUACACGGGAUAAUUUUUUUGAUGAGGUAAGCAUUCAUGAUCAUAAAAUUAUUUUUCUUUCACGGAAUUAAGUUUGCACUAUUAAUUGUUCAAUCACUCAUGUGUAUAUUUCUGUUGUUCAUUUUCAGUGGACUGGCGAAACCAGUGAAUUACCCACUUGGAACCCGUCGGAAACCGUAAGUCAUCUUUCAUGUUUACUUGUUUAG